This is a messenger RNA of Penicillium verhagenii, 1857 nucleotides long. Its product is annotated as prefoldin-like protein. Gene Ontology annotation, molecular function: transcription corepressor activity; phosphatase inhibitor activity; chromatin binding. Gene Ontology annotation, biological process: negative regulation of phosphatase activity; negative regulation of transcription by RNA polymerase II. Lineage: Eukaryota; Fungi; Ascomycota; Eurotiomycetes; Eurotiales; Aspergillaceae. The coding region runs from base 1 to 1857 and encodes 618 amino acids. The transcript has a single exon. The record is from RefSeq and is a predicted model, not a curated record.
AUGGCCCUUCCUAUUCCUACUGGGCACAAUCUCGAUGUGCUCGAGCAGCGUCGCCUCGCGCUCAAAGAAAACAUCUUCCAACUUCAAAAAUCGCUGUACCACUGGCGCACCUGGGAAGCAGAAUAUGAUGGAUUACGCGACGAAAUCAAAAACCUUCCCGAUGACGCCACCACCGAUGACUUCCUGGCCGUGGGACACGACUUUCAUGGCUCCUUGGUGACCGAGGAGGAAAUGCAGACCAUUUUUGGGACUCAAGGCGCAACUCGGUCAAACCAACAAGUCGUGAGCCUUCUUGGACGGCGCAUCGAUUAUGUGAAGCAGAACGUGACGACCAUGGAGAAGAGGCUUCGUGCCACGGAGGACGAGCUCGUGACGCUGGAUACGAGCGAGAAACCGUCGGUUGAAAAUAACUCCGACUUUCCCAUGAGAGAGAUCAUGGAAGAGUUGGAUGAGGAUGGAGGGGUUAUUUCUGGUUCGGUGAACACCCCUGGCGAUCAGGCCCCACAACUUUUGGAGGUUUUGAAGAAGGCUGGCGUGGAAAAUAUUCCCAAUCAGUCAGGAUCAGGCAAAGAUACCAGCGAGGGUACCUCACCUGCACCCCAAAUGAAGCUGGGCAAUACCAAUACAAGAAUCGCCAAAUCCCAGUCUAUGGGAGCCUCGAACAGUCCCACCCCCGAACCAAAAGCCAACGAUUCUACUCGGGCAGAGGAACUUGACAUCCCAGAGCCGGUGUCUAUUGUGACAGACGAGGAUCGCAAACAACCGCCAGUUACCGACAUUGAUGAGUCGUUGGAAGAAGCUCAAUUGCGCCGGGAAAUGUUCCAGUAUGGCAUUGACGAAGUGGGUGCGAUCGUUGCUGAGUUGGAGUUGGACGAAGACGGAAGCGAUGUAUCCUAUGACGAAGACUACGCAUGGGCUACAGAUGAAGAGGGCGAGGCGGAAGAUGAGUUUGGUCGGUCGCGGACUGAAUUAAGCGAGGAAUAUCACAAACAAAUGCGGGAGCUGGAGACAAAGCUGAAUGCUCGCGGCAUGUGGAAUGUGGGCAAGGACUCGCAGACCUUCGCGAGCGAAGUGCAAGAGGAAGUCCAAGCGACAAUCGCGGUAGAGCCAGCACCUCUCGACAAUGUCGCUGAGACUUCCAAGGCACCAACAAAGCCGAAAAAGCGAGUCGCAUUCGCCGACGACCUCGACAUCGCUCCUGCACCCAAGGCUCCGCAGAUCGAGCAGAUUCCAACUGCAGAAAGGCGAAUUCUCCCACCAAAGUCCGAUGUGACCGUACUGUCAGACGCCAUUGUUGAACGUACUAGCGCAGACCGUGGCAAGGAUUCUCAACUGGAUACUCAGGCUGGCGCCCGCUCUCGAAAGGCUUCUCGUUUCAAGAGUACCCGCUCAAGCACUCUGGCUGCGGAGCCCACAGCUAAACCCGUACCUUCGCAUGUGAACGAACCGCACUUCACAGACUCCCAUUCCCACCGAAAGCAAGCCAAUGCUGUUCCAUCGAUAUCUACACCUGCCCUCUUCCCUGCCACCCCCCAGGCACCCAAACCAUUCUCCACUCCGAUCCAAGAAAUCUUUGAAAGGCCGUCUGCCCCUCAACCACCGCAAGGGAAGACUUUGGCAGACACACUUUUUGAGCGAGAAAUAUCUCCGGGAAAUGCCCCGGCUCCCGAACUCGAUGAAUUAGACGAGGAAAUCCAUCGCCGUGAGAUUGCCAGUGAAUUUUACAAAAUGCGGAACCAGAUGAUUCAGCAGAAUGGUGGCUUUGUGAACAACGAAGAACCUGAAAUGAUUCCAAUCGACACUGAAGAACAACCAAAGCGGAUGAGCAAGUUCAGAGCUGCUCGCAUGAAUCAAUAA